UUUUUUUUCAGAAUUGAAGAAAAUCUCCUAAUAGAACUAAAAACUCCGGAAAUUAAAAAUCAAUGUAAAAUUUGUAAACAUGUAUUUAGAACCUCACAAGGUCUAGCAUCACACAGAACUAAAGCACAUAUAAAAAUAUAUCAGUACAAUUGUGAUAAAUGCUAUAAAGGUUUUGAUUCGCAGGAAAACUACAAAAAGCAUCUGGAUCGUCAUUUAGGUGUAAAAGCAUUUAAAUGUCCUCAAUGCGAUAAAGCUUUUGAUUCGACCGGUACUUUAAAUCAACAUUUAAUUUGUCAUUCGAAUGAGACACCUCAUUUGUGUACGAUAUGUGGUAAAAGUUUUAAUCGUGCUGGCAGUUUAAAACAACAUAUACUAAGACAUGGCACUGAAAAAACCUUUAAAUGUUCAUUAUGUCCUAAAAGUUUUAAAUGUCUACCCGAUCAGAUUUCCCAUAUGUAUAAACAUAAUGGUCGACGUUAUGUGUGUAAUAUUUGCGGUGCUAGCUUAUCCACCUCUUCAUCGUUGGCAAGUCAUAAACUAAUACAUACCGGUGAAAGACCCUAUAAAUGUGAUCAAUGUGAUAAAAGCUUUAAUAUUUCAUCUAAUCUGCAUGUUCAUAAAAGAAUACAUACUGGUGAAAAGCCUUAUAGCUGUCCAUAUUGUGAGAAAACUUUUCGCCAAAGUAAUGAUCGUAAUAAACAUGCCACUCGUGUGCAUAGAAAAGAAAUAGCUGAAGCGAAAGCUGCAUCAAAAGUAAAUGAUAAUUUAGAGCAGAAUGUUACGAGUUAGAAGAAAUAAAAGGAUUGACUGAAAUAUUACUUUUGGGUAAGUGAGUGAUUAGAAUGUCUAGCUAGAUAACUAAUAUA
This is a messenger RNA of Lucilia cuprina (Australian sheep blowfly), 866 nucleotides long. RefSeq names its product zinc finger protein 239-like. The record is from RefSeq and is a predicted model, not a curated record. Gene Ontology annotation, molecular function: RNA polymerase II cis-regulatory region sequence-specific DNA binding; DNA-binding transcription activator activity, RNA polymerase II-specific. The transcript has 3 exons. Gene Ontology annotation, cellular component: nucleus. Lineage: Eukaryota; Metazoa; Arthropoda; Insecta; Diptera; Calliphoridae. Gene Ontology annotation, biological process: regulation of transcription by RNA polymerase II. The annotation marks the transcript as partial.